This is a messenger RNA of Candidula unifasciata, 1125 nucleotides long. The record is from the annotation of a GenBank genome assembly. NCBI's taxonomy places the organism in Eukaryota, Metazoa, Mollusca, Gastropoda, Stylommatophora, Geomitridae.
AUGGAUCUAGCUACUCGUGAGACCGAUGUAGGAGAUGUCGCAACUGUUAACCAAAUAGUCAGUACCAAGCAAGUGGGGAAAAUUGUCACUGACGAUGCCAUCUUUUAUUUCAAAACCUGCUUCCUUAUUCUCCUGGGCGCCCUCUCUUCCAUGGGAGUGACAACAAACAUCAUGAACAUCACCGUGUACUGGAAGCAAGGGAUCAGAGACAGUAUCAACAUCACAUUUAUGGCGCUGUCCAUGUGGGAUCUGAACACUUGUCUGAUGUCGGGUCUGUCUGCGGUCAGCAAUAUCUUAGAAAUCUACGUCCCGGGUUCAGAUGUGAGCUUUAUAGCAAUUCAAUACGUGUAUUUUGGUUACACCCGAGGGUUUAUGUACGUCCUGUCUACACUUGUCACCAGUUAUCUCUCACUGGAAAGAUCCAUUUGUAUUAUGUUUCCCUUUAAAGUAAAAUCUAUAUUUACAGCCGGUCGUGUUGUCCUUAUCAACUUCAUUACUGCCCUAUUUGGUCUGGUCUGCUACUGUCCAGCUUGGGCAACGCAGGGAGUACAAUGGGUCUUUAACCCGAAGAACAAUCGGACUCGUUUGGUCUACUGGCUGUCAGAAAACAGACGAGACAUUGACUUGUUUGUUGACACAUUUAACGGCAUGGUGCUGCCCCUUCUGGCUCAGCUGCUGAUUACGAUCAGUGCUGUGUUUAUGAUUCAUGGCGUUCAGAAAUCAGCAAAGUUCAGAAAUCAAACUGUUGACAUAAAGACACCAGUAAUAUCAACUUCGAAUCGUGAACCUCCGCCAAUAUCAAAUGCAUCACUCUCUCUGAAGAAAUCUAAAAUAAUGACAAGUAAAGACAUCCGACUUACCAAAGUUGUAAUAUUGAUAACUAUUAUAUUUUUUGCAUGUAAUUUGCCAGUUUUUGUUGUUGCGUUUUUGCGAUGGUUAAUCCCAGAUUUGGACAUUGGCAAGCCUCAACAGAAUCUCUACGCGGUGCUUUAUGCAUUCGUUUAUCUGUUCGGCGUAAUCAACUCUUCAGUAAAUAUAUUUGUUUAUUACAAUGUAGGGACAAAAUACAGACAGGAGUUUCUGCGUCUUGUACAUAGUAUUGCGUGCGUAUUGAAAAAGCAAUAA